AUGCUGUCGGAUUCCACCCCUUUACGCAGAGCAAGUUCCUAUUCUGGGGAUUCUGACAAAGUCUUAAAGAGGAAAAUCUUGUCUUUUACAUCUGAGGCCACUGCCGCCAUCCCUGGAAUGAAGGGAAUCAAAGAAAGCAUUGAGAGACUUGCAGAGAGAGCUUCUCGUCAGUCUUAUUCACUUUCUAGCAGUUCCAGUGAAGGCGUCGUCAAAGAGACAAGAGAAAUUCAGUUUAUUACACCUCAUAAAAAAAGAAUUAUUAAAGAUGAAAGAGUUUUAUUAGUCAGUCACACCAAGGUUCCCCUCGCCAUAUAUUCUGUGAUACCUUACAGCAAGGUCAAUCAACAAGGAUCUAAACCAGAGCUUUAUCAAGAUGAUUUGCGCAUGCGACAUCCUUCAGGACAACGUGCUUCCACCUGCAACUAUGACACAUUCAAUCUUGACAUAAUUGAUAAGGUGGAAGGACAGCAGGAUAUUUCCUACAGCCGUUUCUUGGUGCCAACCUCUCAACAAUCUAUUAUGUGGAAGACCCAUACGGAACUCCCUUCUGCUGUGGCCCUGGGAACUGGAUUCACAGGUCUCUGCUCUGAGCCUCCAUCAGGUCGAGAAGUGUUGCGUAGUAUAUCUCAUGACUCCCAAAGAGUAAGCAGUGUGCCACCCUUAGAGACAGUUGUGGAAGAAGAUGAGCUCAAAUAUGAACCAUAUCUGUUGGAUGAUCCAGAGCUCCAAGCCGGCAGUUAUCGUACACUUUUGACUUUUCCAUCAUACAGAACGUCCAUUAUUGAUUAUGUGAAGCCUUCAAGUUUAAAAAAGGAAUUAAAUGAAAAGUUCCGAGACCGUUUCCCACAUAUCCAGCUCACCCUGAGCAAAUUGAGAAGUUUGAAAAGACAGAUGAAGCAAAUUGCAUAUGUAAAGUGCAAUGCAGAUCUGUGGAUUGUGGCUCAAGCAUAUGUAUUUUUUGAGAAACUAAUCCUUAAACAUUAUAUAAACAAACAGAACCGGAAACUCUGUGCUGGUGCCUGUUUACUUCUCUCAGCCAAAUUGAAUGAUGUAAAAGGACUUGAUGUCACUAAACUCAUACAGCAAAUGGAAGAUGAUUUCCGGUUUCACAGGAAGGAGUUACUUGCCCUUGAAUUUACCUGUCUCGUUAAACUUGAAUUCUCACUGCAUUCUCCUGAUAUGGAAGUCUAUCCCCACUAUCAACGUCUUCUCUACAAUUCUUGA
Acanthosepion pharaonis is the source of this 1224-nucleotide messenger RNA. The record is from the annotation of a GenBank genome assembly. NCBI's taxonomy places the organism in Eukaryota, Metazoa, Mollusca, Cephalopoda, Sepiida, Sepiidae.